AUGUCAACAGAAAACAUCGGACGCGCAGAAAACGCGAAGUACCAGCCACCUACUACUGGACUAGUUUCCCUUUUACCAGCGUCAUGGGUACCCUACGCUGAGUUAAUGCGUCUGGAUAGACCUGGGGGCUUCUAUGCCCUAUAUGUUCCUUGUCUUUUUGGCGUCGGUUAUGCCAUAGCCACGGGCCCUGUGCAACCCUCUCUAUCCCUGGUUGUUGAUAGGGCAAUCACUCUACUUCUCUGCUGCCUUCUCGCGCGCGGAGCAGCAUGUACUUUCAAUGAUGCCGUCGACAGAGAUUUUGAUAAGCAAGUAGCUAGAUGUCAGCUGCGGCCGAUAGCAAGGGGUAGCGUGAGUAUCUUCCGCGGCCAGUUAUGGGCUUCUGUUCAGACUUUGGCUAUCAUCGCGAUCCUGCUUCGACUGCCCGUCGCCUGUAUGCGCUAUUUUUCUGGGAUUGUAGUUCUCUCAACGAUCUACCCCUUCGCCAAGCGGUUCACCAAUUAUCCGCAGUUUGUCCUUGGCUCCAUAUUUUCCAUGGGUUUCUUAACAUCUGUCCAAUCCCUGAAUGUGGACCCAUUGUCCAAGAAUCUGCUGGCUCCUACAGCAAGUCUGUUUGCAGCCAACACAGUUUGGACCAUGAUUUAUGAUACGAUCUAUGCACACCAGGAUGUGGCAGAUGACAUCCAUGCAGGUGUCAAAAGUAUGGCUGUGCGUUUUCGAGACUCAACCAAGCUGCUUACCUCCCUCCUUGCGUGUGUGAUGACGACUUUGCUCGCCAUGACGGGUGUUUUCGCUAAACUUGGCCCGCUGUACUAUCUUUUGGCGGUAGGAGGAUCUGCAGCCGGUCUGGCUGCGACAAUUUCAAUGGUCAAUCUGGCAGACCCACGCAGCUGUGGGUGGUGGUUCAACUGGGGCUUCCUGUUUAUUGGCGGAAGUAUUCUUUCUGGGCUCGCGGCUGAAUCUUUUGGUCGAUCAGCAGCUUGGUCCGUGGAGCCUGUCACGAAUGCCACCUGGAUCCACCUUGAUCUUUAA
Penicillium odoratum is the source of this 1029-nucleotide messenger RNA. Its product is annotated as 4-hydroxybenzoate octaprenyltransferase. The transcript has 2 exons. Gene Ontology annotation, molecular function: 4-hydroxybenzoate polyprenyltransferase activity. Bases 1 to 1029 code for a protein of 342 amino acids. NCBI's taxonomy places the organism in Eukaryota, Fungi, Ascomycota, Eurotiomycetes, Eurotiales, Aspergillaceae. Gene Ontology annotation, cellular component: mitochondrial inner membrane. Gene Ontology annotation, biological process: ubiquinone biosynthetic process. The record is from RefSeq and is a predicted model, not a curated record.